GCCAAACCCUACCUCCGCGACCGACGUCGGCGAUGAGCUCCUCCAACGGCAACGCCGGGAAGAAGCCGGCGCCGUCCGGCGGGCGCGGGGGCAUCCGCACCCUCGCCGACAUCAACCGCGGCCCCGCCGGAUUCCCCGGCGCGGGCGGCAGCGGCAGCGACUCCGACGAGCCCCAGGAGUACUACACCGGCGGCGAGAAGAGUGGGAUGAUUGUUCAAGAUCCAACAAAGAGAAAUAAUGUGGACUCAAUCUUUGAACAAGCGAGAGUAAUGGGUGCUCAGCAAGUUCCACUGCCUUCUUUUGAUGACCAAUCUUCCAGCUCAAGAAGCUUUACAGGAACGGGUCGACUGCUUUCUGGGGAUGUACAGACUGCACCAUCUGUUCCCGAACCACCUCAGGAUGUGCUUCACAAUAUACAUUUCUGGAACAAUGGAUUCACAAUUGAUGAUGGCCCACUAAGAGGCUAUGAUGACCCUGAAAAUGCAGACUUCAUUGAGAGCAUCAAGAAGUCGCAGUGCCCCCAGGAGCUGGAACCUGCUGAUCGAAGGACAUCAGUUCAUGUGAACGUUAUAAAACGAUAUGCAGAUUAUGAGGAACCUGCAAGGCCUCGAUCAUCUUUCCAGGGUGUUGGGAGAACCCUUGGUGGAUCUUCAACUGAUGAUAGUCCAGCACCAACUCCUGUCACGCAAGAGCCCAACAGUGCUCCCAGGUCAAUUAGCUUUGUUGUGGAUGACUCGCAGCCGUUUACAUCCAUACAGCUAAGGUUGGCGGAUGGCACUCGCAUGGUCGCCAGGUUUAACCUUCACCACACCGUGGCCGACAUCAGGGGUUUCAUCGAUGCAUCCCGGCCAGGAGCUGCUCGGCCCUAUCAGUUGCAGACUGGCUUCCCUCCAAAGCUGCUGACUGACUCUACGCAGACUGUUGAGCAAGCUGGUCUUAAGAACUCCGUUAUCAUGCAGAAGAUGUAGUGCUCUCACCAAGCUGGGACUUGUCGCACAGGAUGUCUUCCCGAGACAUAAACUCAGUACUGUUGAACGUUUUAUCAUGUCGCCAGACACUGCACUUGCAUGCAACCUGUAAUUUGCCAGAGUACUGGUCUGUCGAUAAACAUAUCCUCUUUUGAAGUCGUCAAUGAAGUCUAUGUUGGUACUCGUAACUACUAUGAAUACGUGGGUCUGUCGAAAUUAUGCAUGCCAGGUUAUCGAUCA
Messenger RNA from Lolium rigidum, 1208 nucleotides. RefSeq names its product plant UBX domain-containing protein 4-like. The coding region runs from base 33 to 968 and encodes 311 amino acids. The transcript is spliced from 4 exons. NCBI's taxonomy places the organism in Eukaryota, Viridiplantae, Streptophyta, Magnoliopsida, Poales, Poaceae. Gene Ontology annotation, molecular function: ubiquitin binding. The record is from RefSeq and is a predicted model, not a curated record. Gene Ontology annotation, cellular component: cytosol; nucleus. Gene Ontology annotation, biological process: proteasome-mediated ubiquitin-dependent protein catabolic process; autophagosome assembly; Golgi organization.